This is a messenger RNA of Diachasmimorpha longicaudata, 1833 nucleotides long. RefSeq names its product cyclin N-terminal domain-containing protein 1-like. The coding region runs from base 413 to 1303 and encodes 296 amino acids. The transcript is spliced from 5 exons. Gene Ontology annotation, biological process: reciprocal meiotic recombination. The record is from RefSeq and is a predicted model, not a curated record. NCBI's taxonomy places the organism in Eukaryota, Metazoa, Arthropoda, Insecta, Hymenoptera, Braconidae. Gene Ontology annotation, cellular component: site of double-strand break.
GCCCGAGAUCAACCGCCAUCUUCCUCAUGCGCCGUAGCCCCUCGCGCAGUACGCCAGUGCCUCUACUUCUCACUCUCCCAGAUUCUCUUGAGAGCCCCUAACGAAUACGAAAAUGCUUUUAUUAAAACAAAUCCUAUAAAAAAUGGACGACAAAAAUAAAUAGGCUAAUGAAAACUUUAAAUGUAAUUAGAUUUUAUCAUAUGUUGGAUGGCCAUAGUUUUUUUCUUCCAAAGCCCCAAAUAAAAUCAGUAAGCCGGCCGGCAUUUUCAUCAGUUAAACUCAAGUAACAGGCAAAUUACCCAUGUGGCACUUCAACACAAUAUCAACCAGGGGAUAAACGUUGGACUUUUAACUUGCCAAGGCAAUCUUCGCCAGAGUAUUAUCACAGGCCAUAUACCAAAGGGAACAAAACAUGGAGAAAAGGGUAACACUGACAGAACCCCUGAUUGCCGAGUGGGUCAAGUACAUUCAAGACGUGAACAAUGAGCAAGAGAACGUUAUCAAAACUGGCAGAGAAUUUUACAUACCAUUUAUGGCCAUUCCCAUGGUGAUUGUGGAGAAGGUAUUCGCCAUUGUCGAGUCCUUCGCUCUUGGCCCCAGGACAAAAUACCUAUCACUAUAUAUUUUCGAGAAAUUCGUUUGCAAUCAGUUCUGGGAGAUGUACAUAGAGCAUGAGGCACAUCCGGGCUCUCACGAGUACCAACGUGCUAGUGACAGGAUCUCCGAAAUGCUCAUGAUGAGGCUCAUGAGUUCUAUUCAACUGGCCAGCAAGAUGGACUCUCAUUUGCUGGGCCUGAGCGUCAGUCAGGUAUUGUCUGCUCUAGACAAACUAGAACCUAAUCACCACUUCAACCGAUCGACAAUAAUACAAUCAGAAAUGGACGUAUUCAAGACAAUAAAUUUCAAAAUACCUCUCGUCACCCCUCUAGACUGCAUCGAAGUACUCCUGGCGGCGCUGAAGCUCGAUAGAGUGCCUAAAGUACACAAUGCAGCUCUUCAUAUUCUCGACAUAACAUAUCUUCAGCACCAGCAAUUAUUUUCUCAAUUGCGUUUGGCCUCUCACGGCUGCCUAGCUAUAUCCAAAGAGGAUAAAAUCAAUUUUAUGGCAAUGGAAUCUGACAUGCUCUUCCUGGGUGCCGCUGUAAUCCGAUGUACAAUGAAAAUAUUUCGAGCUAAAGAGGCAAUACUCAACGAUGUGGUAAGGAGACUCGAGGCGCUAGUUAAAAUCGACAGAAAUGAUAUUCAUAAUUUCGGGAAGAUGAUCUUCGUUAUGCUAGAUCUGGACAAUAUCAAUGCGACAUAAUUACUGAAUUAUUAAAUUAACAAAUUGUGAUAAACUCAAGGUACAAAGUAAAAAUGUGACAUAGAUCACAUUAAACCGUCAAUAUUCCGCGAUCGGUAGAGUAAAAUCAUUCCGUCAGAAUAUAUGAGAAAUUAAAGACAAGUCGUUUUUUACUUUCCUCUUCCGUCAUUUAUAUUAAAUUUCUUAAUUAUUUUAUUUCUUCAAUCAGUCGGUUGAUCACGUGAUAUGUAGCUACUGAUAAAUUGGUUCAUUAAUCAGUCGAAUGGAGAAAACGACAAGGAUUAUUUGACAAUCAUAAACCAUUAUUAUCAAACGUCAAAUUCGUUAUUUAAUUACGUGUAUAAUUAAUUGUUGUAACUAAUGUUGGAAAGUUUCGUGAGCAGUAUAAACAGUGCUUUAAACAUUCAGAUACGUAAAUAUAAAAAAAUUGUAUAUAUAUAUGGCAAUAUUUAACUCCAAGCUCUGUAAAUAUGGAGACAAAAGACUGGCGACUAACGUGUUUUGUUGAAUAAAAUGAUAGGAAAAAAUAA